AUGGACUGCAACUCAAACCUCCACGGCUACGACACGCCGGACGCGAUGCCGUCCCACCGCGGCGACGGUACAACGUCAUCGCUUCUCCGCGAGACGGUCACCCGCAUCGACGCCAUGUCCACGAUCGAGGACCCUAUGCACAUGACCGACGUACCCGACGACAAGACCAGCAUGAGCGGCAGCAUGGACAGCAGCACCGGCAUGAGCGGAUACGAGAGUAAGAGGGAUAACGUCUCGGACAUUAUGCUCAGCGGCUAG
Messenger RNA from Apiotrichum porosum, 258 nucleotides. RefSeq lists its product as uncharacterized. The transcript is spliced from 2 exons. The record is from RefSeq and is a predicted model, not a curated record. Lineage: Eukaryota; Fungi; Basidiomycota; Tremellomycetes; Trichosporonales; Trichosporonaceae. The coding region runs from base 1 to 258 and encodes 85 amino acids.